Molecule: messenger RNA, 1534 nt
Organism: Cyprinus carpio (common carp)
Lineage: Eukaryota; Metazoa; Chordata; Actinopteri; Cypriniformes; Cyprinidae
Product: melanoregulin-like
Biological process (GO): melanosome transport
Cellular component (GO): melanosome
Source: RefSeq, a predicted model, not a curated record
AAUAAUAUGAAGCAACAGGGUUAUGUAAUCACUCUUUUUACUUUAAACCUGCUUCAUUUUCACUAUAACCGUUUAAAAUCGCAUGAAGUUCUGGAUACGGACUGUUGAAAACAUUCAGAGAGAGAGGCUGAAAUGUUUUAGUCGCUCUUUGGGCACCAAAAGAUGCUUCACUUCUGAAAACGGAAAACUGUGUUUAGACCUGAAUUGAUGGAUUCAGCAUUUCGCCAGAAGUUUCUGGGAAAUCUCACCUUUGGUCUCUUGGAGAGGCAGAUGUGUUUUUAACACUCGUCUUGUAGACUUCGACCUUGUUUUCUCCAUCUUCUAGUUUUGUAUUUUGAGGAUGGGUGCCGCCUUCAAGAAGUUCUGUGUACGAUUCUGCUGUUGCUGCUGCUGUGAGGAUGAUGAUGAGGAGGAGGACGAAAAGAGACCUUUACUCAGUCACGACACGUUGGAAUAUUUCGAUCGCGAGGCGAAGAAAAGGCGGGACCAAGAGACCAAUCUGUGGAACGAACCCGGAGACCCCUCCCACUCUGAGAGAGACGACGACCGCACGCUCUACAACCUGCUGCAGUCCAGAGCCCAGACCCAGCGGGGCUCUCAGGGCUACCGGCGUUUGAGCAUCGACAUCGAGGCCAUGAGAGACAUGAGGAGAGAGGUGCGAGAUAAAUGGAAGAUGAUCCUGGAGAAUCUGGGGUUCAUGGCUGAAGCCGAGUCUCUGCUGACUGUGUCUGCCACCGCAUCAUAUGACCGCAUGAGAAACGCAGCGGUCGCCCGCAGCCUGCUACAGACCCUCCACACCGAGACGUCCAUCUUCAGCAGGAAAGAGUCUCCACCCGAGAGAUACCUCUUCAUCCUGGACCGGCUGAUUUAUCUGGACGCUGCUGAGGAUUUUGUGGCCAAGGCUCGUCGCUUCUACCCUCCUAAAGAUGAUGAUGAUGAAGAAGAGGAAAACACCAGUCUAAUAAAUCUCCCUCUGCUGCUGUCCCGCAUGAAUCAGAACAUCUCUGGAGGAGAGGACGAGGAUGACGAGGGCGAGACCUCCGGUCCAGAGGAGCGUCUCUGAGACUGGAUUGUGUUGAUGUUUUCAGAAUCAGUUUGAGGGGUUUCUGAGGUUCAUGGAUUUGGACUGAUGUCAGCUCGGUUCGAGGUGGAUAGGGAUGGUGGAGAUUAAAUGGCACAGAUUUAAACCAUUUCUUAGUCAAAUGCUUUUUUGAAGAAGAGACUAUUUUCAGAUUCAUUAAAAUAGCUGCAGUUCUCACAUUUUCUGAAUUAUACGAUCAGUAGGAGAUUCUGGAUUACUGAGACAUGUUGAUAUUGUAAGUGUAAGAUGGUGAAGUGAAUUUGAAUAGAAAUGAAACGUUCUUUAGAAAUCUGUCAGUGUUUUCUUUACAUUGAAUGCAGAUGCAUCAAACUGCUGAAACUAGUAAUUUAAUAAAAUCCUUUAUCAGCUCUCAUAUGCAAUUUGUAGUUUCUUCUUCAGAACAGAUUUGGAGAAAUGUAAGUGAAUGGGUGCCGUCAGAAUGAGUUUCCAAAC